Carassius auratus (goldfish) is the source of this 2358-nucleotide messenger RNA. RefSeq lists its product as uncharacterized. The coding region runs from base 20 to 1222 and encodes 400 amino acids. Gene Ontology annotation, molecular function: protein binding. The record is from RefSeq and is a predicted model, not a curated record. NCBI's taxonomy places the organism in Eukaryota, Metazoa, Chordata, Actinopteri, Cypriniformes, Cyprinidae. The transcript has 8 exons.
UUCAAGAAAGAAAGUCGCCAUGCUGGGAAAUAAAAGACGUAGGAAACCUCUGCAGGAUGCUGAGCAUCACAUUACCUGUAAAACUGACAAGCCUGGGCUUCGAGAGCAGUUCAUCAGCAAAUAUAAAGGGCGUGGAGUUUUCACCACUGGAGCUUUUUUCAGAGGUGAUUUUGUUCUUGAAUACAGAGGUGAACUUCUGAGUUCACAGGAGAGUCUGGACCGAACUGAACACUACACUGAAGCUGAGAACACGUUCCUGUUUGAUUUUCAGUGGCAUGGCAAAAAUUGGUGCAUGGAUGCAUCUAAAGAAGACUUGUCUUUGGGAAGACUUGCAAACGAUGAGACCAGAAAUCCUACUUGCAAAAUGAGAACUGUUGAAGUGAGCAGAAAACCUCACCUGUGUCUGUUUGCUGUACGAGACAUUCUACCAGGAGAGGAAAUCACUUACAAUUAUGGAGACUCAGAUUGGCCAUGGCGAGUCAAGCCUUUGAAUAAAGCAUCAGCAGAAUCCACUGAUAAAAAGCCAGCCAGCAGUUUGCGCCUGCAUAAAUCUCCCCAUUGUGUAGCUUCUGUUUCCUCUCCUGAACUGGACAAGGUAAACAGCAAUGGUCCUCAUAAGCAGUCAGGCAAAGCAAGAACAUCAAGGAAUAAAACGGCGGCCAGUCUCUUUUUUUCUGUAGCCACUCCAAAGUCCAAGUCACCCACGUCACCUUCAACCUCGCCUGUGCAGCCCUCAUCAUCCUCGCCUGCCUACAGAGGAGGAGAGUGCAUCAACAAAGCUGCUUGCGAAUGUGGCAUAAAGAACCCUAAAGCACUGUCAUCAACUAGGCUCAGGAAACACAUAGCAACCAUGUCUAAAAUUCUUAACCUUAAUGAGAAUGAAGCAGACCAACUGGCUGAUUUCCUUGGUCACGAUAUCCGAAUCCACAGACAGUAUUAUCGGUUACCAGAGGGAACACUGCAGCUGGCAAAAAUGAGUAAAGUCCUAAUGGCCAUGGAGAAAGGAACACUGUCUGACUACAAAGGAAAGAAACUUGAUGACAUUGAAAUCGACCCAAAUGAGCAACUUGAGGCCCAAGGUGAUUCCAUGUCAAGUGAUGAGGAGGAUUCCAGUGACCUAUCUCAGACGACAGCACCAAUACAGACUGAUCAACCUGUUCAAUCUGAACAAGCUGUUUCACAGGAGGAUCAAGGUUCUUCAAAUGCUCCAAAAAAGAAAUAGGAGGACAGUGAGGUAAAAGCAGUAGAGAGACACAUGAUGAGUUUCAUCAAGACAUGCAAAGUUCCUGGUAAGCAAGACUGUGAAAGAUGCAUUCACGCAGAGCCAGAAGCUUUGAAGCAGCGAACAUGGACUGGUGUGAAAAAUUAUGUGCGGAACAGGAUCACGACUCCUAAAAGAAAGGGUGGUUUGUAGGGAGGGACAAACACUUCAACACUUUGCACAUUAUGCUCUUUUUGUAGGAAAUGGAGCUAAAUUAAAAGAAAUGAGGAUAAAGGUGUAGAAAUAUUUUGUGGAUGGAAUGAAACAGAAUAUAAAGUGAAACGUUAGAGUAUAAGAAGGCUAAUGAAGAAGUAGAGGAUAGUAAGAGUCAAUUUUCUUUGUUCAGUUACAAUAUAGUUGGAUGAAAUGUCAUGUUAAACUUUUUGAUAUUUCUGUCAUAGAGGGAGGGGAGAAUGUAAAGAUGAUAAAAAAGGGAAGAGUGAAUAGCUGUGCUGGACAUGGGCUGUGGCUGGAUCUAACCGAUUGGUGAGAGUUGCUGUGUGCAGACUAGAGAAGCUGAAAACUGAGAUGUGAUGUCAGACACUUUCUGCUUCCCGUAGUGAUGCAGAGCCAGAAGCUUUGAAGCAGGGAACAUGGACUGGUGUGAAAAAUUAUGUGCGGAACAGGAUCACGACUUCUAAAAGAAAGGGUGGUUUGUAGGGAGGCACAAACACUUCAACACUUUGCACAUUAUGCUCUUUUCGUAAGAAAUGGAGCUAAAUUAAAAGAAAUUAAGAUAAAGGUGUAGACAUUAAAAUUAAGAGACGCUCGCGCUGUUUGCAUACUUUACCACAGCUGAAGUAGAAAAAAUGCAUUAUUUUCCAAAUACACAGAUAUUUCGGAGACAUUUUCAUUCAAUACAUGCACUGCUUGAUACAGUGUCUGUUUGUACAAGAAUAAAGUUCAACAUAAGCCUAAAUACAAACGUAAAGCGGGAAGAGAGAAUGUAAAGGGGGACGUUAAAGGACGUAAAGUAGAAGAGCAUGUAAAGGGGACGUAAAGAGGGAGGAGAGAAUGUAAAGGGGACGUAAAGAGGGAGGAGAGAAUGUAACUGGGACGUAAAGAGGGAGGAGAGAAUGUAAAGGGGACGUAAAGAG